This is a messenger RNA of Chinchilla lanigera (long-tailed chinchilla), 4383 nucleotides long. RefSeq names its product TBC1 domain containing kinase (gene Tbck). Bases 340 to 3021 code for a protein of 893 amino acids. Gene Ontology annotation, biological process: activation of GTPase activity; protein phosphorylation. The transcript has 26 exons. NCBI's taxonomy places the organism in Eukaryota, Metazoa, Chordata, Mammalia, Rodentia, Chinchillidae. The record is from RefSeq and is a predicted model, not a curated record. Gene Ontology annotation, molecular function: protein kinase activity; ATP binding; GTPase activator activity.
GUGGGGGCCACGCUGGUUUGAGCUUGGAAGAGAAAGCCGGCAGCUGUCAGUGGGCAUUUCCGGGCUCGCCUUCCUGGCCCGGUUCUGAGUAGCGGACUUCGGCGUUUUGGGCUUGCCUUCAGAGGCCAGUCUCUGAGCUCCCGGAGCCCAGCAACGACCUGUGUUGUAGAAACCUCUGAAAUGCAGGGCCAGGCGCAAUAAGCCGGAGCGCCAAGCCCAGUCACGGCCGAAGCCGCUGCGUUGGGGCCCCUUGUAGGCGCUCCUUCCCCCUUGUCUUUGUGCCCGCCUGCGUCCUCAGACCCAGAGGCAGAUUGUCUUGCAAGAUUCAGAACUCCAAAAAUGUUUCCCUUGAAGGAUGCUGAAAUAGGGGCCUUUACCUUCUUUGCCUCAGCUCUGCCGCAUGAUGUUUGUGGAAGCAAUGGACUUCCUCUCACCCCAAAUUCUAUCAAAAUUUUAGGGCGCUUUCAAAUCCUUAAGACAAUAACCCAUCCCAGACUGUGCCAGUAUGUGGAUAUUUCUAGGGGAAAGCAUGAAAGACUUGUGGUGGUGGCUGAACACUGUGAACAGAGCCUGGAAGAUUUGCUUCGAGAAAGGAAACCUGUGAGCUAUUCAAAGGUGUUGUGCAUAGCAUUUGAAGUACUUCAGGGUUUGCAGUAUAUGAAUAAACAUGGCGUAGUGCACCGGGCACUGUCUCCUCAUAAUAUCCUGUUGGAUCGAAAGGGGCAUAUUAAAUUGGCUAAAUUUGGACUUUAUCACAUGACAGCUUAUGGUGAUGAUGUUGAUUUCCCAAUCGGGUAUCCAUCAUACUUGGCACCUGAGGUAAUUGCACAAGGAAUUUUCAAAACCACUGAUCAUGCACCAAGUGAAAAGCCAUUGCCUUCUGGCCCAAAAUCAGAUGUUUGGUCUCUUGGGAUCAUUUUAUUUGAGCUUUGUAUGGGAAGAAAAUUAUUUCAGAGCCUGGAUAUUUCUGAACGUCUAAAAUUUUUGCUUACUUUGGACUGUGUGGAUGACCCUGUAACGGUGCUGGCUGAAGAGCAUGGUUGUCUGGACAUCAUAAAGGAGCUUCCUGAAAAUAUGAUAGAUCUUUUGAAGAAGUGCCUGACCUUCCAUCCAUCUAAGAGGCCAACCCCAGAUGAAUUAAUGAAGGACAAAGUGUUCAAUGAAGUGUCACCUUUAUACACCCCUUUCACCAAACCUGCCAGUCUGUUUUCAUCUUCUCUGAGAUGUGCUGAUUUAACUCUACCUGAGGAUAUCAGUCAGUUGUGUAAAGAUAUAGACAGUGAUUACCUGGCAGAAAGAUCCAUUGAGGAAGUUUAUUACCUUUGGUGUUUGGCUGGUGGUGACUUGGAGAAAGAGCUUGUUAAUAAGGAAAUCAUUCGAUCCAAACCCCCUAUCUGCACCCUUCCCAAUUUUGUUUUUGAAGAUGGUGAAAGCUUUGGACAAGGUCGAGAUAGAAGCUCACUUUUAGAUGAUACCACUGUGACAUUGUCAUUAUGCCAACUGAGAAAUAGAUUAAAGGAUGUUGGUGGAGAAGCAUUUUAUCCAUUACUUGAAGAUGACCAGUCUAAUUUACCUCACUCAAACAGCAGUAACGAAUUGUCUGCAGCUGCCACACUCCCUUUGAUCAUCAGAGAGAGGGACACCGAGUAUCAGCUCAACAGAAUCGUUCUCUUUGACAGGCUGCUCAAGGCUUAUCCAUAUAAAAAAAAUCAAAUUUGGAAAGAAGCAAGAGUUGACAUUCCACCUCUUAUGAGAGGUUUAACCUGGGCUGCUCUUCUGGGAGUUGAGGGUGCUAUUCAUGCUAAGUAUGAUGCAAUUGAUAAAGACACUCCAAUUCCUACAGAUAGACAAAUUGAAGUGGAUAUCCCUCGUUGUCAUCAAUACGAUGAACUUUUAUCAUCACCUGAAGGCCAUGCAAAGUUUCGGCGUGUAUUGAAGGCUUGGGUGGUAUCUCAUCCUGAUCUUGUGUAUUGGCAAGGUCUUGACUCACUUUGUGCUCCAUUCCUGUACCUAAAUUUCAAUAAUGAAGCCCUGGCUUAUGCAUGUAUGUCUGCUUUUAUUCCCAAAUACCUGUAUAACUUCUUCUUGAAAGACAACUCACAUGUAAUACAAGAGUAUCUGACUGUAUUCUCCCAGAUGAUUGCGUUCCACGACCCUGAGCUGAGCAAUCACCUCAACGAGAUCGGCUUCAUUCCAGAUCUAUAUGCCAUCCCUUGGUUUCUCACCAUGUUUACUCAUGUAUUUCCAUUGCAUAAAAUAUUCCACCUCUGGGACACUUUGCUACUUGGGAAUUCCUCUUUCCCAUUCUGUAUCGGAGUAGCAAUUCUCCAGCAGCUGCGGGACCGUCUUUUGGCUAAUGGCUUUAACGAAUGCAUCCUUCUCUUCUCUGAUUUACCAGAAAUCGACAUUGAACGCUGUGUACGAGAAUCAAUCAACCUGUUUUGUUGGACUCCUAAAAGUGCUACUUACAGACAACACGCCCAACCUCCAAAGCCGCCUUCUGACAGCAGCACACUCAGAAGCUCAGCACCGUAUUUCUCUGCAGAAUGUGCAGAGCCCCCAAAGACAGAUCUGUCAAGAGAAUCCAUCCCAUUAAAUGACCUGAAGUCAGAAGUAUCGCCUCGGAUUUCAGCAGAGGACCUGAUUGACUUAUGUGAGCUGACAGUGACAGGCCACUUCAAAACGCCUACCAAGAAAACAAAGUCCAGUAAACCAAAGCUGCUGGUGGUUGACAUCCGGAAUAGUGAAGAUUUUAUUAGGGGUCACAUUUCGAGCAGCAUCAACAUCCCAUUCAGUGCCGCAUUCACUGCAGAAGGAGAGCUCGCCCAAGGCCCUUACGCCACGAUGCUCCAGAGCUUCAAGGGGAAGGUCAUUGUCAUUGUGGGAAAUGUGGCGAAGCACACAGCUGAGUUUGCAGCGCAUCUUGUGAAGAUGAAAUACCCAAGGGUCUGUAUUCUGGAUGGGGGCAUCAACAAGAUCAAGCCCACAGGCCUGCUCACUGUCCCGUCUCCUCAGAUAUGAAGACCCAAGGAGCGUGGCUGGCAAAAAGACACAGUGGCAGUGACAGCCGGCAGCACAGCUCUGCCCAGCCAUGUCACCCCAAGACGGCGCAUCCCCGACGGUCACAUUUCCAUAAAACUUUGCCACAAGGCAUUGUUGUAAAUCUCAUCACCCAAAUGCUCAGUACCCAUGCAAGGAACUUGAUGGUACACGCAUUACUGAAAGAAUUUUCUUCACAGUGAAAUCUGAUCAUGUCUUUUCACCACGCUGCCACAUAAAGCCAGAGGAAUUUAGCUGACGGGGCAGGUUUAAUACUAUCAAGAAACCCACUUGCACUGAAAAUCAGUCCUUCACUGCACAGAACAGACGGUCCUAACUAAGGGUUAUUUAGAAAUAAAUACAGGCUAGAUAUGGGCUGAAAACAUCUUUUCAUGAAAACAAAAACUGAAAUGCCAUUCACCAUGUGUUCCCUAUGAGUGGGUGCUGCAUUUGGUAAUUCAGCCACAUGAGCUGUAUGUAUAUGCACGCACAUGUAUGUAUGUAUUUGUGUCUAUAUGUAUGUUUAAAAGGAUUAGAGUUCAGCCCAUUGUAGAAAGAGGCAAUAGUUUACUCCCAGAAAAAUGAAAUUCAGGAACAAUAUUUGGUAGAAUAUGUGUGUUCACCUCCUGUGCAGAGAAAUCCAAGGAACUUAAAUAGAUGUCUGUUUUAUACCUCAGAGUCUCCAUGGUCAGGCCAGCAGCAGUGCAGUGGCUUCAUCAUUCCCAACCCAGGUGUCCCCUUGCUGCUUCUCCACCCUCAGCACCUGGCUCCAUCUCCUGGGUGAAAGUGACCACUUUCACAUCUGCAAUCCAGGAGGAAGGGAAUGGAGGACAGAGGGGAGAGACAAGAGAGGGGAAAGAAAAAAUAGGAAGGAGAAGAAAAGAAAAUGGGAGGCAUGUUUCCUUCUUAAAGGGCAUAAAUCAGAAGUGAUCCACUUCUCAGCAUUGGGCGGAACCCAGGCGUGUGACCACCCCCAGCAGGUGGAAGUCUCAGGCUGAUACCGUCUCCCCAGCUACAAGGAGACAAGAAAGCACAUAGGGACAGCCAGCAGCCUCUGCUAUAUUAUUUGGAAACCUAAGUACUAUUAUUCACUGAGUCUGAGACAUCAUAAUUUUGUAUACCACCAGGAAAGAGAACAUGCAGCAGGAUGAACUGUGGCACACCAGUUCAACCCCAUUUCAGAAACUUGAAAAAUUACACAUCUCAUAAUUAUUGAAAUCCAUCUUUGACCGUCUUCCAAAUUUGCUUUAAAUUCAAAUGUUCCUUCCUCUAUAACUUUUAUUCAUUUUUAGUGUGAAGAGUACCUCGUUUGAACUUUUCAAUAAAAGCCUCAAUUCAACUUUC